This is a messenger RNA of Prunus armeniaca (apricot), 2412 nucleotides long. Lineage: Eukaryota; Viridiplantae; Streptophyta; Magnoliopsida; Rosales; Rosaceae. The record is from the annotation of a GenBank genome assembly.
AUGGAUCCUUACUUCGAACAGAGACUCAGAGAUGAAGUCAUCUACCUCCACUCUCUCUGGCACCAAGGGCCCCCCACCUCCUCUAACCCUAACACUAACCCUACAAUCAACAACCCCAACCCCAAUUCAUAUCCCAAUCCCACCAACACGUCAAACAGGAAGAGAAACAGAAAGGCAAGAAAUGAAAGAGAAAGGCCCAACAAGAAGAAGCCCUCGCAACCCGACCCGCCUCCACAUUCGGGCCCUCCUUGGCCCUGCCCGACCCCGAUCCAUGACUCCACUCCCGGUGCAUCAUUACCGUGGCCCACGAAGCCCAAUUCGGCUCCGGCAACCCACCGUCCAUCGCCAGAAGAACAAGCGAAACUCGCCGCGCUGAAACUACAACACAAUGCCUUGGACGCUUGCCGUGGAUUGUUUUUGGGCAAUGCCGGGUCGGAUAGCGAGGAAUCCGAAUCCGAACCUGAGGAGGACGAGAGUGGAGAUGGAGAUGACUAUUGGGUUGAGGGUGGUGAGAGUGAAGUGUACAAGGUGUUGUUGAAUGUGUUCGUGGAGAAGAGUGAGCUGAGGAGUUACUAUGAGGUGAAUUAUGAGAAUGGGGAGUUCUAUUGCUUGGUGUGUGGUGGGUUGGGAAAGAACAAGUGGGUGAAGGGCUGUGCUGGCCUUGUUCAGCAUUCGAUUUCGAUAUCCAACACAAAGAAGAAGCGGGUUCAUAGGGCUUUUGCGCAGGUGGUUUGUAGGGUUUUGGGUUGGGAUUUUAACCGGCUGCCCACAAUUGUGCUCAAAGGUGAAAGGCUUGGUCUUUCGUUGGAAAAGCCCGGCCAGGAACGAGGUGAAACUGAGGUAAAUGCUGGUUCCUAUGAGGGUGUUUCGGUUGUUGUUGAAGACAAUGUGGCAGCUGAAAAUGAUGCUAAUGCUGAAUACGGUGAAAAAGAGACAUUUGAUGAUCAUCAGAAUAAGGGUAAACAACUAAUGAUUUGUGAGAACUCUCUGAAAUAUGAUGAUACAAAUGAAAGCACAGAAAGGACUGAAAAGGGAAUCCCAGAAAUGGAAGCAAACAAAGAAGCAGUAGAUACUUGGAAUUCUUUCAAAGAUAAUGGUACAAAUAAAAGCUCAGAAAGCAUUGAUAAGGGAAUAUCAGAAACCGGAACAAACAAAGAAGCAGUGGAUACUUCUGAAAUUGAUCAAUCACUGGUCUCAAAGACUGAAUGGCCAUGUAAAGAGUCCAGUGUUUCCUCGUCAACAGUGUUAGGUUGGCCGACCUUUAGUUCUCACUCGUCUUCUGCAACAUGCUCCAUUCCGGUGGAAGAACAAGCAAGGUCUGCUACAUUGUUGUUACAGCAGAAGGCCUUAAAAGAAUGCCAGGAUUUCUUUGCUGGCUACAGUGGUGAAGACAUCAGCGAAGAUGAGGAUGAAGGCGAUUUGAUGGAUGAAGAUGGGUCUGACGAAAGUGAGGAAUUAAAGUUCUUUUCAAAGAUAUUUACAGAUCAUGGCGAGUUAAGGAGUUUUUAUGUCAAUAAUUACGAAGAUGGGGAAUUUUACUGCUUGGUUUGUGGUGGGGUAGGGAAGAAAGUAUGGAAGAGGUUUAAAGGUUGUGUGGCGCUUCUUCAGCACUCCACUGCAAUAUUAAAGACUAAGAAGGUGGCUCAUAGGGCUUAUGGCCAGGUUAUUUUUAAGGUCCUUGGUUUGGAUAUUGGUCAGCCUCCAACCGUUGGGUCUAAAGAUAUACCUCUUGAUGAUGGACCUUUGGCAAAGUCAGACAAUUUGCAGGGUGAACUGGAGGAAAAUGCUGAUGAUCACAAGGAUAAUGUUGUUGUUCCGAAGGAAAACUUGGACUCUGUGAGUGAUCAUAUUGGUGAAACAGUUUCAAAGCAGGAAUCUGUUGUUGUUCAGAGUACUGGAACAUCAAAGACAUGUGAGUUGCAGGGUGAAGUGGAGGAAAAUGUUGAUGAUCACAAGGAUAUUGCCGCUGUUUUGAAGAAAAACUUGGACUCUGUGAGUAAUCAUAGUGGUGAAAUAGUUUCAAAGGAGGAAUCUGAUGUUGUCCAGAGUAAUGGAGCAUCAAAGACAUGCGAGCUGCGGGAAAACUUAGACUCUAUGAGUGGUCAUAGUGGUGAAAUAGUUUCGAAGGAGGAAUCUGAUGUUGUCCAGAGUAAUGGAGAAUCAAAGACAUGCAAGCUGCAGGGUGAAUUGGAGGAAAAUGGUGAUGAUCACAAGGCUAAUGCUGUUGUUUCGAAGGAAAGUUUGGGCUCUAUGAGCGGUCAUAAUGGUGAAAUAGUUUCAACAGAGGAAUCUGAUGUUGUUCAGAGUGAUGGAACAUCAAAGACAAGUGAGUUGCAGGGUAAGACUGAGAAAAAUGCGGGUGGUCCCAACGAAGAUUUGAACGUCUUUAUGGAAAAUUUAGACCCUUUGUGA